Molecule: messenger RNA, 1526 nt
Organism: Pseudomassariella vexata
Lineage: Eukaryota; Fungi; Ascomycota; Sordariomycetes; Amphisphaeriales; Pseudomassariaceae
Exons: 2
Coding region: 152-1393 (413 amino acids)
Cellular component (GO): mitochondrial matrix
Molecular function (GO): protein binding
Source: RefSeq, a predicted model, not a curated record
CCGGGACCCCUGUAGAAAGCGGCAUUACAUCAUCUGCUGAAUAUUGAAUUUUGUACGCAAUCCACUUCGGCCCAUUAAGCUUCAAGUUGCGAUUUGAGGAUAUUGCCACCAAUCCACGACAAUAUUGAUCGUUUCUCUUGCCUCCAACAAGAUGCAAACCCUGCCGCGGCGCGUCACAUCGCGACAACCAAUCCUAUACAUCUGUCGCUCGCGCAUACGGGCAUCCAAUCCGCCCCGACGACGAUUCACCACCACCCGGCCCCGAUACGCCGCCUCUCCACCGGCUCCCCCGUCCGCCGGGUACGCUGCCCUCUCCUCUCGACGCCUUAUCUCCAUCGCUGGCGUCGAUGCGCCCAGAUUUCUACAGGGCAUCAUCACCUCCAACAUUCUUGCCCUCAAGCCCAACCCGGAAAACAACAAGGGCUUCUACACCGGCAUACUCAACGCCUCGGGUCGCGUCCUUCACGAUGUUUUUAUAUAUGCUAGCACUUUGGACGUCGGCAUCGCCGACCCGAUGCUGCAGCCGGGCGAGGCCUUCAUAAUCGAUGUGGACGAGGGGCAGGCGGGGAAUUUAAUGCAGCUGAUUAAGCGGUAUAAGCUGCGGAGUAAGUUCAAGUUUCGUAUCCUGGACCCGGGCGAAUGUGCGCUGUGGCAGGUCUGGGACGACGCAUCAAGUGAGAGUGGCACCGGUCAGAGACCACCUUUCUCAACAGCGGAUAAGAGCAUUGUACUCCCAGACACAAGAGCGCCCGGCCUGGGAUACCGCAUCCUUACCACGCAAAACGCAGCCCCCGCGGCAGACCUCGACCCAAGCGAUGAGAAAGCCUACCAAAUCCGGCGGUACCUGCGCGGCGUGGCCGAGGGCCAGGACGAAAUCCGGCGUGAGCAACAGUUGCCGCUUGAGGCCAACAUGGAUCUUAUGGGCGGCAUCGACUUCCGGAAGGGCUGCUACGUGGGGCAGGAGUUGACGAUCCGCACCAAGCACCGCGGUGUGGUAAGGAAGCGCAUUCUGCCCGUGGUGCUGUACGGCGAGGGACAGCCCGUGCCGUCGCGGUUGGAGUACGACUCGGACGCGUCGCCUGUGCCGGCCGAGACGGUGCCCGGGCAGAUUAAGAUUGGAGUCGAUGGAAAGAAGGGGCGGUUGGCGAGUACUUGGGUGGCAGGCGUGGGAAAUGUUGGGUUGGCCGUUUGUCGGUUGCAGGUCAUGACCGACUUGGAGUUGCCAGGAGAGACGAGGGAGACGCCUUUUGAUCGUGAGAGGGAAUCUUCGAUGGAAUGGGGGGUUAAUGAGGAGGAGGGCGCGCAGAAGGUCAAGGUGAAGGCUUUUGUGCCGGAUUGGGUGAGGCAUAGGCUGGAUGAGACGUGGAGGGAUCCUAAGCAACGAUAUGGUUGAUGUAUAUGACUAAGCAUGUAUAGUAGCUUGAAAUAUUCCCCGCUUAAUAUGAGAAAGGCGGAAUGUAUAUAAACUUGGUGUGAAGACUAGACUUUACGAUAUGUGUCCUCAAUGUACGAUGAAUCCACUUUGA